This is a messenger RNA of Lutra lutra (Eurasian river otter), 7948 nucleotides long. It is a transcript of the gene NRK, whose product is annotated as Nik related kinase. Bases 292 to 4905 code for a protein of 1537 amino acids. Gene Ontology annotation, molecular function: protein kinase activity; ATP binding. Gene Ontology annotation, biological process: protein phosphorylation. The record is from RefSeq and is a predicted model, not a curated record. Lineage: Eukaryota; Metazoa; Chordata; Mammalia; Carnivora; Mustelidae. The transcript is spliced from 28 exons.
UCGCCGGUGGAGCACCCCUCUAAACUCCUUGGUCUCCAGGACCGACGCUCAGGCUCGUCUCUCGCCUUAGCCAAACUUGCUUUCCCGCCUCUCAAACUCCAACUUCCCUUCACUCCUAACUCUUUCCCUCCACUUUCCCCUCCUCUACCUCCCAAGCCACAAACCCUGGUCCCCUGUUCCUUUUCCCCGUCCUCUCUCUUUUCCUAUCCCUUUUCAACUUCUUGUCAGAUUCCACCUCAGACUACCCGAGCGUGCCUAACUCAGUCUCCCGCUUUAGAUCGGCUCGAAGCCAUGGCGGGACCUGGGGGUUGGAGGGACAAGGAAGUCACGGAUCUGGGCCACUUGCCGGAUCCAACUGGAAUAUUCUCACUGGAUAAAACAAUUGGCCUUGGUACUUAUGGCAGGAUCUAUUUGGGACUCCAUGAAAAAACUGGUGCAUUUACAGCUGUUAAAGUGAUGAAUGCUCGUAAGACUGCUUUACCUGAAAUAGGAAGGAGAGUGAGAGUGAAUAAAUAUCAAAAGUCUGUCGGAUGGAGAUACAGCGACGAGGAAGAGGAUCUCAGGACUGAACUCAACCUUUUGAAGAAGUACUCUUUUCACAAAAACAUUGUAUCCUUCUAUGGUGCUUUUUUCAAGCUGAGUCCCCCUGGCCAGAGGCACCAACUUUGGAUGGUGAUGGAGUUAUGCGCAGCAGGCUCAGUCACUGAUGUAGUGAGAAUGACCAGAAAUCAGAGUUUGAAAGAAGAUUGGAUUGCAUAUAUCUGUCGAGAAAUCCUUCAGGGCCUAGCUCAUCUUCAUGCACACCGUGUAAUUCACCGGGACAUCAAAGGUCAGAAUGUGCUACUGACUCAUAAUGCUGAAGUAAAACUUGUGGAUUUUGGAGUGAGUGCCCAGGUGAGCAGAACUAAUGGGAGGAGAAAUAGUUUCAUUGGAACACCAUACUGGAUGGCACCUGAAGUGAUUGACUGUGACGAAGAUCCGAGACGCUCCUAUGAUUACAGAAGUGAUGUGUGGUCUGUGGGAAUCACUGCUAUUGAAAUGGCCGAGGGGGCUCCUCCCCUGUGUAAUCUUCAGCCUCUGGAAGCCCUCUUUGUUAUUUUGCGGGAAUCUGCCCCCAAAGUCAAAUCCAGUGGAUGGUCUCGCAAGUUCCACAACUUCAUGGAAAAGUGCAUGAUAAAAAAUUUCCUAUUUCGUCCUACUUCUGCAAACAUGCUUCAUCACCCUUUUGUUCGGAAUAUAAAAAAUGAAGGACACGUUGUUGAGUCACUGAAGAAGCAUCUUAUUGGAAUCAUUAAAAAGAGACAGAAAAAAGGAAUACCUCUGAUCUUUGAAAGAGAAGAAGCUAUUAAGGAGCAAUACACCAUGAGAAGAUUCAGAGGACCUUCUUGUACUCAUGAGCUUCUGAGACUGCCAACCAGCAGUAGAUGUAGACCACUUAGAGUUCUGCAUGGAGAACCAUCUCAGCCAAGGUGGUUACCUGAUCGAGAAGAGCCACAGGUCCAGGCACUUCAGCAUCUACAGGGAGCAGCCAGGGUGUUCAUGCCACUACAGGCUCAAGACAAUGCACCUAGGCCUCUACAGGGGCAAGCCCAGGCACCUCAGCGACUACAAGGGGCAGCUCGGGUGUUUAUGCCACUACGGGCUCAGGUUAAGGCUAAGGCAUCUAGGCCCCUACAGAUGCAGAUUAAGGCACCUCCACGACUACGGAGGGCAGCCUGGAUGCUUAUGCCACUACAGGCUCAGGUUAAGGCAUCUAGGUCUCUACAGGUACAGGUACAGGUACCUAAAGAGCAGCAGGCUCAGGCUCAGUCCCAGACAUCAGAAGAGCCACAGGAUCUGGACCAGGUACCAGAGGAAUUUCAGGGGCAAGAUCAGGUACCUGAACAACAACAAAGGCAGGGUCAGGCCCCUGAACAACAGCAGAGGCAGAACCAGGUACCUGAACAGCAGCUGGAGCAGAACCAGCUACCUGUACAGCCAGAGGUACAGGAACAGGCUCCUGAGCCCACACAAGCAGAGACUGAGUCAGAAGAACCUGAGUCCUUACAGGUACAUGCCCAGGUAUUCCUGCCCCUACUCUCACAGAACCACCAUGUGCUGUUGCCACUACAUCUGGAUACUCAGGUACUCAUUCCAGUAGAGGGACAAAAUGAAGGGUCACCUCAAGCACAGGCCUGGGCACUAGAGUCCCCACAGGCAGUUGGCUCAGUUCAAGAACUGAUAGAGGGACUAUCAAGAGGCUUACUUCGAGCACCAGACUCACAUAACUCAAAGCCACUUGGUCCACUGCAAACCUUGAUGGAAAACCUGUCUUCAAACAUGUUUUACUCUCAACCAGAACAAGCACGGAAGAAAAAAUCAAAAGUUUCUAGUCUAAGGCAGGCAUUGGCAAAAAGACUAUCACCAAAGAGGUUCCGGGCAAAGUUAUCACGGAGACCUGAAGAGUUUGAGCUCUCAGAUUUAGAAGCCUGCAGGCGAAGGCGCCAGAACAGAUGGGAGGAUAUCUUUAAUCAGCACGAGGAGGAAUUGAGACAAGCUGCAAAUGACAAAGAAGAUGAAUCAUCAGACAAUGAUGAAGUAUUUCAUUCAAUUCAAGCUGAAGUCCAAAUAGAACCAUUGCAACCAUAUGUUCCAAAUCCUAAAGGAAAUGAGGUCCAAGAAAGAUCUACUUCAAAGCCUUACAAGCAGGAUUGUGAACACCGUGUCAAGAUCUCUUCAAAUGUUCCUCAGCAGUCUGUUUUGGAACAAUCUCAGAAGCCAAUUGACAUCAGACAAAGAAGUUUGCAAAAUCUUCAAAACUGCCCAGCAGCUUCAGACUCUUCUUCUGAGGAAGAGAGUCCUGUGACCUGGAGGAGGUCCCAGUCAUCACCGCCUUAUUCCACUAUUGAUCAGAAGUUGCUGGUUGAUGUCCACGUUCCAGAUGGAUUUAAAGUAGGAAAAAUAUCACCCCCUGUUUACUUGACAAAUGAAUGGGUAGGCUAUAAUGCACUCUCUGAAAUCUUCCGGAAUGAUUGGUUAACUCCUGCACCUGUCAUUCAGCCACCUGAAGAGGAUGGUGAUUAUGUUGAACUCUAUGAUACUGGUGCUGAUACUGAUGGUGAUGAUGCUGAUUCUAAUGAUGCAUAUGAGGACACCUAUGAUCAUGACAAUGACAAUGAUGACUUGGAUAGCAAGGUUGAUCAGGCUAAUGAUGUUGGUAAAGACUAUGAAGAUAAUGACAGUGAUGGAGCUAUUGAUGACAAAGCCAAUAAUCAUGAUGAUGCCCCUUGUUGGCCAAGAACAAGCUAUGACAGAGAUGGAAGCUGCAAGCAAGAUGGUAGAGAUGGAAGUGAUGGUGGAGAAGAGACCUGCAGCAGCUAUGGAAGUCAGAAAGUCAGUAGAGGCCAUGGAGAAAAUGUAGCCAGUGGAGGCAGUGUAGCCAUUAGAGACCAUGAAGAACUUGGAGCCAAUAUAGGCAAUGGAAGAAAAGUUAAGGAAGUCAAUGGAGGUAAGGGAAUCAGUGGAACCAAUGAAGAAAGUGGAGCCCUUGAACUCAGUGGAGGAGAAAAUUUGUCAGAGACAGAUAGUCAAGGAUUGGAGAGACCGACAUCCCACGACUUUGAACAUCAACAGGAGGAGCCUGGUGGUAGAAGCGAGGCCUCAAAUGCCAUUGCCUCAGGUGCUGCACUAGCAGCACCUGAUGAUGAGAAUAACAGCAUGGACAUAUCAGAAGCAUCAACACAAUCAGGUUUUUCUGCAAGCCACUCUUCUUCCAAUGGUUCUGGGAAAGCUGCAAAUGCUGACUUUGCCAGCGCCAUCUUGUAUGCUGGAUUGGUGGAAGCACCUGAGAAACCACCUAAACGACCCUCUGAAGUCAAUGUUAACCCACUAUAUGUGUCUCCUGCAUGUAAAAAACCACUAAUUCACAUGUAUGAGAAGGAAUUCACUUCCGAGAUUUGUUGCGGUUCUUUGUGGGGAGUGAAUUUGCUGUUGGGAACCCGAUCUAAUCUGUAUCUGAUGGACAGAAGUGGAAAGGCAGACAUCAUUAAACUGAUAAAGCGAAGACCAUUCCGUCAGAUUCAAGUUGUAGAGCCACUCAAUUUGCUGAUUACCAUCUCCGGCCAUAAGAACAGACUUAGGGUGUAUCAUUUGACCUGGCUGAGGAACAAGAUUUUGAAUGAUGAUCCAGAAAGUAAAAGAAGACAAGAGGAAAUGCUAAAGACAGAGGAAGCCUGCAAAGCUAUUGAUAAGUUGACAGGAUGUGAACACUUCAGUGUCCUUCAGCAUGAAGAAACAACAUAUAUUGCAAUUGCUUUGAAAUCAUCAAUUCACCUUUAUGCUUGGGCACCAAAGUCCUUCGAUGAAAGCACUGCUAUUAAAGUGUUUCCAACAGCUGGUCAUAAGCCAGUGACAGUUGACCUGGCUAUUGGUACUGAAAAAAGACUAAAGAUUUUCUUCAGCUCAGCAGAUGGAUAUCACAUCAUUGAUGCAGAAUCUGAGGUUAUGUCUGAUGUGACUCUGCCAAAUAACCCCCUGGAAAUCAUUAUACCACAGAAUAUCAUCAUUUUACCUGAUUCCUUGGGAAUUGGCAUGAUGCUCACUUUCAAUGCUGAAGCCCUUUCUAUGGAAGCAAAUGAACAACUCUUCAAGAAGAUCCUUGAAGUGUGGAAAGACAUACCAUCUUCAGUAGCUGUUGAGUGUACACAGCGAACCACAGGAUGGGGCCAAAGGGCCAUUGAAGUCCGCUCUUUACAGUCAAGAGUUCUGGAAAGUGAACUGAAGCGCAGGUCAAUUAAGAAACUGAGAUUUCUGUGUACCCGAGGUGACAAGCUGUUCUUUACCUCUACCCUGCGUAAUCGCCACAGCCGGGUUUACUUCAUGACCCUUGGAAAACUUGAAGAGCUCCAAAGCAAUUAUGGUGUUUAAAAGGUUCCAAUGAUUUAUUACAACAUUUACAAACAUCAUAAAUAUACAAUUUACAUCUUAAAAUUUCUGAGAUUAAAUAAACAUUCAGUUUUAUUGUUAGGGAAAAAUUAAAUCAGAUACUUUACUUUUAAUGUAGCACAAAAUAGUUCUAAUGAGAAAUGCAUCUUUAUAUAUAAAAUUAACUAUAGCAAGCUCUAUGUACUCCAAUGGUGUACGAUAUCUUUUGCACAAACUUUGUAACUUUUGUUACUGUGAAUUCAAAUAUUACUCUUUGGACAGUUUGGACAGUAUCUACAUUCAGAUUUUACUACAUGGAGUAAAGAAACUUGUAAUGAGUUAGGUUCCAAAGCUUUCAAAAUAACUGGCUCUGAGUGAGGUUUUUCAGAAAAAAAUAAAAAUGACAACAAACAAUAUGCACAUUUGUAAAGUCAUAUAAAGAACCUAAGUUUAGAUUAUUAAAUGAAAAUAAUAAGGACUAUGCUAUAAACCAGACUAAGGCUGAACAACCUGCACGCCUGGAGAAAACUGCAGUGAUAAAGGGGAAAAGGCCACCCAUUCUUACUGUUCUUUGUCAGUUAAACUUCCAGUCAACGACCAGUUGUGCUUUUUCAUUACCAUGUUAAGCUGGUUUCCUCCUGAUAAGGAGGAAGAAACUCUUAGAUUCUUGAUUUUCCUCACAAGCCCUGAAGAUGUGCAAUAGCUGUUAAAAAAAAACAACAACAACACCAAAUAAUUCCCUCGUAAGCCUGAAUACAGGACUGAGCUCCUUACACAUGUACUGUACAAAGAGUUUUUUAAAAUACUUUAAAGUAGGCAUCAAAUUCUGACCCCCAAAGACAGAUUGGUUGAUUUAUCAAAAUUUUUAUCUGGCCAACAGUGGGACCAUCAGACAAUAUAGGAUAUUUUCCCCAACCCAGAUUAAACCAUAUAAAAGUUUCCCCCAGUUAUAAACAAAAAGAACAAAAUGUAACCACAAAAACCUUGGCUGCUAAUACUUAUGUUUUCCUAUUUCUAUUUCUGUAAAAUCAGAAAUUAAUCUAAAAGUGAUGUCUACAUACUGAAACUUAAUGUUUAGGUAAAGAAAGAAAAAAAUGAAAAGAAAAAAAAAGAAGAAAGAUUUUGAAAAAAGUACAAUUUUCAUCAAAUUUAGAGUAGUGAAAACCAUGCUAAUACAUCACCCAAUAUGUUAUAGACGCCAUAGAUAGGUGGUGACAGCUACCUGGUGAAAAGCAUAAUUUCUGCAAUAUCCAUCCUCAAUACCAUGGUUAGUUCUGGGGCAAAAGAGAAGCAACAGAACUACCGCAAAGUAUACCUCAGUAUAAUUCCUCUAGUUCUGCUUCAUAAAUAUGAAGACAGGGCUAGUGGGAUAAUAAUUUUCAAACUACCUGGUUAACCAAAAUACAAAAGCAGCUGAUUGUGUGUGAUUUCAUGAUAGCACAUUAUUCCUUGACACCUUGGUGCCAAGAAUGACGAUUUGGAUUUUCCUAACAACUUAUGUCAAGAGUGUAGUCUCUCAAAAUGAGAAUUUAGGAGAACCUAAAUCCAUGAAAUAAAGAAAUAAAUGUGAUUCACAUUUCUGUUACUGUGACACAAUAAUGUGAUCCUAAAACUGGCUUAUCCUUGAGUGUUUACAACUCGAAUGAUUUUUUAAAUGCAGUAGUUUAAAGAGAAAACAAACAUUUAUGUCAAAUUAUUUCCUUAGAAGCAGUCUUCAUUACUAUAAAUUUGUACACCAAUAAGCCAUGGGGAACUUUGUGCAAGUACCUCAUUGCUGAGCAAAUGGAGCUUGCUAUGUUUGAAUUUCAGAAAAUUUUCUCAUUUAAGUAGUGUGUAGAAUCAAGUUUUUUAAGAAUACAUUUUUUCUUCAUAAUAUUUACUUAAAGUUAAGAUUAAAAGAUAAGUUUUAUCUUAAAGUCAUAUUUUUAAGGCAGUAAGUCAGUAAACUAUUUUAGGAAGCCAACUCCCAUUGUGCUUAGUGGCUAUUAUUCUAGUAAACAGAGACCAUAGUGAACUGAAUCUACAGAGAUGUCCCAAAGUAAACAAACAAGAAAAAUUGCAGAUGUGUAACUGAACUUUAAAGUAUGGGGUGUUAAUGAAGAAAGGAAGCUGGGCACAUAUCGUGAAGGGAGAUUGAAAUCUAGGGUAGCUCAGUAGAAAAGACUGAAAAUAUUUAAAGUGGUUCAUGAGUAAUGAAUAUUCCCAAUUUUGCUGUCACUCUAUCUGGAUUUUUUAUAUCCUUUGCCAGGUGAAACAAGAAAGUGAAGAGAUAAUUAAAUUUCAUAGUCAGUGCACAAUAAUAGAAGAAAUUAUGUCUAUACCUCACUUUGUAGAUGAGUACCUGGAAGCCCCAGCUCUUUACAGAAGCAAUGAAGGGGGACUCCUGCCCAGCCAAUUCCCCCAGACAUGUGAUUGAAACAUGAAAGUUCUAGCAGGUUGUGAGUAGCACUGAGACAGAAUACAGUUUUAUUUUAGUGUACUUUAGUUUUUACACUAAUGCCCUUGUCCAGAAUAAAAGGCACUGUUCAAAAUAUUUGAAAACUAGAAAAUGAUAUAUGAAAAGAGUUGACAAAAAAAGCUCUGAGUGAUUAGGUCUGUUGAAGUAAGCUAAGAGCCCCAGAGGAAAUAGUAGGAAAGGAUAAUCAUUUAGAUAGUAAAAUAGGAAAAGCAGAAAUUAUACAUGGGCACAUACACACAUGUACGCAUACAUACAUUCAUACACACAAACCGUUAGAAUGCAUAAUUUUUAAUAUGUUCAGUGCUACAGUAUCUAGAGAAAAGAAUCACUAGGUAUUUUCUGUGAAAACUAAUUUAAUUGAAACAGUAUUCAUAAAACUAGGAAUAAUGCCACAUGCAUUCAAUGGGAUCUUUUAAAUAUCUUCAAUUCUUUUUUAAAAAAUGUACCUAUUUAAAUCAAUUUGUAUUCAAGCUGUGCUUUAACUUUAAAAAAUUAUUGAAAUAAUCUUUGAGACUGUUAAUUGUUUCAUUAGAAAAUCUGCAAUGAACCAUUGUUCAACCUCUAAAAAUAAACAUUUUUUAAAAAUUA